CGUCGUCGUCGUCGUCGUCGUCGCGCUGCGCGUGAAGGAACAAACAACGGCCGUCAGCUGUUCGCGUGCGAAGGACGAAUUCACGGAUUGUCGUCGACGCGGAACGGAGCGCCGUGAAAGCGAGCAGUGAAGGAACGAACGAGCAAACGAGCUCCAGCCAGCUGAAGUUAGUCGCGAGACGACGAGGGGCGGAACAAGUUGGUAGUGCGCGUGUGUGUUAAUCGGCGGUGGUCGUGCGAGUGUCCGCGUGCUAGCGUGAUCUCGACGGGGAAAAUGAUGGCGUAAACCUCGUCGUGCUCCGGAAACGACGGAGAGAGAAAGAAAGAGAACGAGAGAAGAGGCGGAGGAGGAGAAGGGAGAAAGAGAGAGAGAGAGAGAGAUAGAAGAGACGCGCGCCGCGUUCAUAUUCAUCCGUGGCGGCCGUCGUGUCGAGCGCAGCAGCCGAUCGUCCGUGUCCUCCGUCGUCCACGUCGAUUACACAUCGUCGUCGCCCGCGAGCGAGCGGAGCGUGACGCGCGGAGCAAUUCGCGUUCUUCGUCAUCAUCGUCCUUUCCGUCGUGCGAUCGAGACAUCGUGCGCGGUGGUGUGUGCAGUGUUGGAAGGCAAGGAGAAAAACAAGUGUAAAGAGAAAAUAGUGCUAAGGAUUUAUAACGCGCGUCCUCUCGUCGUUCCCUCGUCGUUCCCUCGUCGAUCCUGUUGCUAGCGAUCGCGCCACGUCGCGUCACGCCGUUUGUUUUGUAUUUACGUGUUCGCGGAUACUCGCGAAGGUGGUGCCGAUCGACGCCAGGUAGCCAGCGCGGCGUGUCCUGACUGCAGCGAGGGAUUAUAGUGUUACGAUGAUCAGUGACACGUGCGGAUACGUUCUCUUCCUGCUGCUGCUGUUGCUGGUUCCCUACAUCGAGAGCGCUCGUCGGUUGAACGAGUACAUCCGCCACUACGAAACACUGUCAUAUCCCGUCGAGGAGGUCCAUCGAAGUCACCUGAGGGCGAAGAGGUCGAUCAAUCGCGACAGUACCGUGACGUUGAAGUUCCGCGCGCACGGCAGAGACUUCCACAUUCGAUUAAAGCGAGACUUGACCACUUUUAGUAACAAUCUAAUUAUUGAGGGAUCUACGGGAGAGAGGCAGUACGACAGCAUCUCCCACAUUUACCUGGGCAAUCUAGUCGGUGAGCCUGGUAGCCAUGUGUUCGGAAGUGUCAGUGAUGGAAUCUUCCAUGGGAAGAUAGUAUCACCGAAGAGUGGUGCGUGGUAUGUGGAAAGGGCGCAUUACUACUUUCCGCCGCACGAGAUAAACGAGACGUUGCAUUCUGUGAUCUAUCACGAGGAUGAUGUCGGUGAUCCGUAUGUGAACGUUCGACAAGGUGAUGGUGGUGGAUGUGGCAUUACUAAUAGUGAUGUGAUAGAAUGGAUGGAAAGAAUCCAGAAUUCCGCUUUACCGGAUGAACCGCCUAAGACGGGUGCACCGGCAAGCCAAAAAGAGCCGAAACCAAACGUCGCACCCUGGAACGGGGAUCGAGAGACUCCUGUUCACAAGUACAGCAGAGAGGCUAAUGAACCUAGUCAUCGCAGGUCACGAAGAGCGACCAGAUCGAAGGAGAAUAAUACCUGUUCACUCUUCAUACAAACGGAUCCUCUUAUAUGGAGGCAUAUCUCCGAACAGUUGCAUCAUGACGCGGAGAAAACUAGAGAGGAAAUAUUGUCCCUGAUCGCUCACCACGUCACCGCCGUGAAUUACAUCUAUAGGGACACGAAGUUCGAUGGCAGGACGGAGCAUAGAAACAUCAAGUUUGAGGUUCAACGAAUAAAGAUCGAUGACGAGACGGCGUGUACGCCUCAACAGCCGUACAGCGAACCAAAUCCGUUCUGCUUGGAGAACAUCGACGUCAGUAACUUCUUGAAUCUGCACUCCCUAUCGAAUCACGAGGACUUCUGCCUCGCCUACGUCUUCACCUAUAGGGACUUCACCGGAGGCACUCUCGGACUCGCCUGGGUUGCGUCCGCCUCAGGCGCGUCAGGUGGUAUUUGCGAGAAAUUCAAGACUUAUACCGAAACAGUGUCCGGCCUGUAUCAGUCCACUAAGAGAUCUCUGAAUACUGGCAUCAUAACUUUCGUGAAUUACAACAGCCGAGUGCCGCCCAAAGUAUCGCAGCUGACUCUGGCGCACGAGAUAGGCCAUAAUUUCGGAUCACCGCACGAUUUUCCGCCGGAAUGCAGACCGGGAGGCUUGGACGGUAAUUACAUUAUGUUCGCCUCAGCGACGAGCGGAAAUCGACCGAACAACAGCAAGUUUUCAAAGUGCAGCAUUGGCAAUAUCAGCAACGUCCUAGAUGCUAUCGAGGAUAAUAAAAAGAGGAACUGUUUCACUGGAGCAUUUUGCGGGAACAAGAUUGUGGAAGCUGGUGAGGAGUGCGAUUGUGGAUACGAUGACAACGAAUGCGUGGACAAGUGCUGCUAUCCUAGACAGGUGUCCGAACUGGAUAAAAUGAAGAAUGAUACGGCGAAAGGCUGUAGUAGGAAAUAUGGCACACAAUGCAGUCCUAGUCAAGGACCGUGCUGUUCGAGCGAAACGUGCCAGUUUGUGCCCCUCUCUCAUAGAGUUCAGUGUAGAGCUGAAUCGGACUGUAGUUACAAUUCUACCUGCAGCGGGAGAUCGUCCGAAUGUCCAGCGCCGCUACCGAAAGCAAACAAGACUAGAUGCAACGAGGGCACUCAAUUAUGCAUCAACGGGGAGUGCACCGGAUCCAUUUGUCUGGAGUGGAAUCUGACAGAGUGCUUUUUAACGAGCAGCAUUAUACCAAACAUCGACAAGCGAAAGCUUUGUGAAUUAGCCUGUCAAAAUGGCACUGAUGUAUCAACAUGUCGCGGUACGAGCGAGUUUGCGCACAUGGUAGGACUGCCCGAGGGUGGUAUGAGCCUCCGACCUGGUUCACCUUGCGACAAUUUUCAGGGUUACUGCGAUGUUUUCUUGAAAUGUCGUGCUGUCGAUACGGAAGGACCUCUUGCGAGGUUGAAAAAUCUGCUGUUCAACAAAGAAACUUUAUCAUCGGUAGCGCAAUGGAUAACUGAAUUUUGGUGGGCGGUGCUAUUGAUGGGUAUAGGUUUCAUCAUAUUUAUGGGAUUAUUUAUCAAGUGUUGCGCCGUGCACAUUCCUUCCACUAAUCCUAAAAAGCCGCCUGCAAGGCGCAUCAGUGAUACCUUAACAAGACCGAUGAAUACUCUUAGAAGAAUGCGACAUCCACACGGUGGAGGCGGGGCUGGGCCAAGAAGUAUACCCCCAAGACCAAGUCAAGGUGGACACGGAACACGUGGACCCUCUCACGGUUACGGAGAGGGUAGAGGUGCCCAGUAUUAUCCGAAAGCAGGCUAUCGCUCGGUUCCCACAGCUAGUGCGCCACCAAAUAGUGGGUCAGCAGACAACUACGGCCGUUCCAAUCACCCAGAGCUGUACGCCGGCGCCUAUUCGGGCUCCGGGAGAGGGGGGAGGGGCGCAGCCUAUGAGAUGAGGCAUCACAACAAGGUGUGACGAUCCUAGGACGUCGUCACGGACUAGGGCCACCAGUCGCGGCGUUGCAUCACGGGUCGUUGUGUGAAACGAUUGCCAAAUGCGAAGAGAAUCGAUCCAUGUCAUCUAAGGAGCGCGACGAUGUCUCAUAAUCGAGGUCGAAGCAAUAACGACGAGAUAUGCAACGCGAUAAUAUUGCAUGAUGAUCGAACAGAUUGAGAGGUCCGAUGAUAUGCACUUUUACCUUUGCGUUGAAUGCAUAUACCGUGCGAAAGUGCCGCACGUUACUUAUAGAUACGAAGAAAGUACGCAUCGGUGAUCAAAUUAAUCUCUCAUUUUGUAUCGAUUCGAUAAAUGUGAUUUUCUGCAGAGACUAACGCUGCGAACGGCGACCCGGAAGAUCAAAUUGACGAAAGUUACAAUAAUAAAGUAACGGUGUCUAUAUCUGAAAUCAUGAGUACUGAGAGUUUUAUAUAUGUAAUCUUUUUUAUGUAGUAUCAAUAUAUACGGAUCUUUCGCGUCGCCAUUCAAAGAACUCGUCGCAUGAUCAAAUUUUAGAACGCUUCGGAGAGCCUUCGCCAAUGUGAAGGUGAUAUUGUUAUAUGAUCAAAGUAAUUUAAAUCGAUGCAACUUGUGAUUCAUUUAUCGCUUUAGCGAUCGACGUUGUAUUCGCACAGCGACGAAUGCGGCGGUGUUAAAACGCGUCGCAUUUUCGCCCUUCGAACAUUAUAAGCAUUUAAGGCCAAGAUUGUAUGGUCUUUAUGUGACGGCGUCCUUCACGAGAUGUCGAUAUUCGUGCAUGUCGCUCUCGAAAGUUAAAUUAAGAGAUCUUUAUGAUUGAGAUCUCUAUUUGUUUGUUAGAGAUUAGAUACAAGUUUAGCGGGGAAUUGGCAAUAAGACAAUACGUCCUUUGGUGUAAACGGCAUAUAUAUACAUAUGUAAAUGAGUUUUCCAAAGGCAAUGUUUUAUUCGUAUUUCGCUUAUUGAUAAGUAUAACGAGCCAAAAAUUGUUUUUUUAUUCGAACAGAAGUUUUAUCGUGGAACGAUAAAGCGGAUUUAAUCUAAUUUUAAAGUUUGAUACAGCAGGCAACAUCACAAUAUUAUCUGGUAGAGAAAAAACUGAAACUGUUGUAUAAAAUUUUAUUCUACGUAUUUUUAUUAUAUCCGUAAUUUUAAGGACUCUAAACAGUUUCAUUAUAAAUAAACUUUCUGGAGCGAAAUGGCACCUUACCAUUACCAAACCAUCGCAGGUCAUUCACAUGAUCUCUGUACCAUUAUAGUAUAAUAAUUAACGGUAUGUAUUAUUCUUAUACUAAUUUGUAUUAGCCAAUUGGAAUGAAUGAAGCUAUGCAAGGUCGUGAAGAAGAUAUAAGAGCAGCAACACAAAAUAAUGCGUUUCUAUAGCGAGAUAUUCCAUUAACUCUUAUAUAUAUGAACAAAAAUGAUAUUGAUUAUUAUUAGGCUAUGCUAUAAUUAUUACUAUUAUUAUUAAUUAGUUAUAUCUUGCAGAUGAUAAUUUAUCUCCGCCUAUUGCGAAUGUUAUAAGUUAUAUUUAAUUAAAAACGAGUUUUUUAAUAUGUAUGUAUUAAGUCGGGGGCUGCACCGUAAACGCAUGAUUAUGCGUAUAGCGGACCAAAGACGAGCCCUCUUAUCGAAACGUGCAGACGUGUUAUAUUAUAUAAUAUAUUAUAUAUGCAUGGGCUCUCACACGUACACAGCUGCAUACUCGUAAACGAGAAACACGAGAUCGGUUCUCAUUCUCGAGGUGAAUCGUAUCUGGUGCUGUUGAACUGCUUGUCGAUACGAUUAAUGCACUCCCCUCUUCUCCAAAACGCCAAAUCUGACAAUGAAACGACUGAAUUUUUUUUCAUUCGUCUCUUAUCGAUGCCUAUUUAAUGCAAAUAUGUCCGAUCCUGUUUAGAUUACAUUAUCAAUUUAUAGUGAAUAAUAUCGAACGCAUAUUAUUAUAUGCGUAAAGCACAUUCUAUUUACCGAUAACAAAUCAGAGAAAAGCUGGUGGAACAUGUGCUACUUAGAAAUCAGAUUUAUCUUUUUUAUCCAAUCUCAGUUUUCAUAUUUGUUAUUUGUAUCACUUUUACAGAUCAUACUUUUAGUUCUGUAUUUGAACGAGUGCAAUUUUCUUUUCCAAUAUGAGAUUAUGAAAGAGAUUAAUUUCAUGAUUUUUCAUCAACUUUUUUACAAUCAUUGCAUAUAUUAAAUCAUUUAUAUAUAACAGAAUAUUUUAAAUAUUUUAAAAUACAGCGCAGAUAAAUAGUAAUUAUACAGUCACACAUGUUCGUUAUUUUUUUAUAGCCAUAACAACAUUAUUCGGAAAUUUUGCAUUGAUCUUUACUUUUCAGUCAUGUAGAAAUUUGUAGAGUAUAAAAAAACAGAAAGUUAAUAAUAUUCUCAAAUAUCAAUUGGUGUGAUUAAUAUAUAUCUCUAUGUCUAUCCACAAUUGGAUCACAACUCUCUGCGUUGUAACUUUAAGACUGUGUUUCAUCUAGGCCAUCUAGGCGAAAAAGUGAAUAUAGGGAUGCAGGAUAUAAAAUAGAGGGAGAGGUGCCAGUAAAGACACUAUAAUACGAGUUUGCGGAUCGUGUGAAAAUGUACAAUAGACACAAUGUGAUUAUUAUGGUGGAUCAUAUGAGAGUCUUGCGAGAAAAGAAGCAAACGAAAAGAAAUACUAGAAAAUGGGACGGAAAGUAAAUGUUCUUCGGGCGUGCGAGAAGAAAUAUUGUGAGUGAGAGAACGUGAGAAAGUGAUCGCGGGAAGUGUGUAUAUCUGUAUAUAAAUAUAUACCGCGCGAUUAUAAAAUGAUUAUAUAACAAAUGGUAAAGCGAAUACAAAAAAUACUUGUUUUUAUAUCAGAUCUGUAUUAUAGCGGAAUAUUAUUCUGUAUUUUGUAAUCAGAACGGAAGCUAGGGAUGACGAACGAGUGUCUGUACGUGCGUGUAAUCGAGCCUUUAGGUUUUAAGCAUAAGUUUCUGUGACGAUCUAUCGUGGACCGGAGAAAUCGUACGGUCAGUUAUUUAGAAGAAAUUUCGAGAUUUCUUGCGUGUAGGUGCAAAGGAAUUCCGUUUGAUCCCAUUCGUAGUCGCUCGUGAUAUCAUUGAACGAUUUUAAUCUGUUUCGAUGCAAGCAACAAUCCGUGAUAAUUCAUGGAUGCGAUUUACUGCCAAUGAACGUAACGAGGCAUGAUUCGAUUAAUUUUGAUGCAUUAUGAAUCGCAUUAGAAAUAUUUUUUGAAAAUAAAUGUUAGUUGUCUUCUUAAUGUACAAUAACGAUAUUAAUGAAUAUUUUAGACAAUGCCACCAGAUAAAGGAAACUUUUUAUACGUCCUUUUUUAAAUUUUAUUUUAUGCAGGAGAGAGAGAGAGAGAGAUUUUUCCGUGUAUGUUAAAGAAAAAGCGCGAAACAAUGUCGUUUGUAGAGUUAUCGGGAAUUUCUAAGCAAUCACUUCGUUCCAAGCCACUGCCAUUUGAUGAGCAAUCUCGAGGUAGUUAGAAUUUGUUUUUGGAAUGAAUUGAUGUUUCUGAUGUCAAACGACGAUGCGUGAACUACUUUUGCUUCCAUUUCACUGCCAUUACUAUUUCGAACGACUGAACGUUAUGAUCAAAAAGAUCACAGUUACAAAGUUCGCCUAUGCGACAUAACGAAUAUCGAGAAAGAAGACAGAAUAGAUAGUAAUGCCUCGUUACGUCUCGCUAAAAGCCUAAGAAACGGGCGUGGGAUGGGGUCAAGGCGUAGUUAUCGUAGUUGACAAUGAAGUCGCUUGUGCGUACGAGAGGAGAGUAUAAGAUAAGAAUAAAUUCUCCUUCAUCAUUUGUUCCAGACCUCUAACUAUAUAUACAGCUUAAGCUUAUUCGUUUCCGCGGCAUCUGGAUUAAGAUGUGAUUUUUUAAUUCUCGAGUGGUCAUGAAAUUUCUCAUCUACGAUUAAUUGCAAUAGUGCAACAUAUUUGUCAAAAGUCAUCAUGUAUAUCAGAUCGAUAACGAUAAUGAGAAUGAACGAAAUUUUUCAAGAUCAUUGAGAUUUAUGUAUCUAUCUUAAUCCAGAGCUGCAUUAUUGUGACGCGAUGCACACACACACUACUCUAUCACUUGUACAUAAUGUUAGAGAGGAAAGAACAAAAAAAAAGAACAAAUCGAGAUUAUAUUUUUUCUAUCGAUCCAAAAACGUGGUGACCUAUCAACAUCGUGCAUCCAGGAUUAUUUAAGCGUAACUUCGUAUGUCCUUUGUACCGAUCAUUUCGCGAACGAUGAAUCGUUUUUUGAGAAGAGAAUCAUACUUUUUUUUUUAAUUCGAGAGCGUUACUUGGAUAUCACCGAACACCAAGUGACCCUUACGUUGAUGCCGUACCUUUGCUUUUAAUCGGUGCAACUUUGAGUGAUGUGUGUUCUUGAGAUAUAUCUCUUUAUUGUAAAUUAUUAUAACUGAGCAUGAUACUGACCAAUCGCGCCUGAACGUAGCUUCAGACUCUCUUUUCCCAAAAUGUCUAGAAUGCGGCGAGUGUUUUAAGGAUAUUAUAAAUAAAAGAAUUAUGAUUGUGAAUAUCUCUUGUGUUACGUUAAUGUGAUUAAAAGAGACAAAAACAAUGUAAAAAAACUAAAUAAAGCAUACAUUUUACA
Molecule: messenger RNA, 8133 nt
Organism: Formica exsecta
Lineage: Eukaryota; Metazoa; Arthropoda; Insecta; Hymenoptera; Formicidae
Gene: kuz
Product: disintegrin and metalloproteinase domain-containing protein 10
Exons: 15
Coding region: 837-3524 (895 amino acids)
Biological process (GO): Notch signaling pathway; membrane protein ectodomain proteolysis
Cellular component (GO): plasma membrane
Molecular function (GO): metalloendopeptidase activity
Source: RefSeq, a predicted model, not a curated record